Molecule: messenger RNA, 1155 nt
Organism: Eucalyptus grandis
Lineage: Eukaryota; Viridiplantae; Streptophyta; Magnoliopsida; Myrtales; Myrtaceae
Product: eukaryotic translation initiation factor 6-2
Exons: 8
Coding region: 274-1011 (245 amino acids)
Biological process (GO): maturation of LSU-rRNA; maturation of 5.8S rRNA; cytosolic ribosome assembly
Cellular component (GO): preribosome, large subunit precursor; nucleolus; cytosol
Molecular function (GO): ribosomal large subunit binding
Source: RefSeq, a predicted model, not a curated record
GUGUCCAUCCUCAUGGUGGCAAGUGGCCGACCACACAAAGGCAAAGCAGCUCCUAUAAAAAUAUCCCCUUUUCCUUGCCCCGCUUUGGCUCUGUCGCUUCUUCGAUUCUCCCUGCCCUAAAACCCUAAAGGACGCUGAUUUCCAUCGGGAGAGAAACCCUCGAAAAGCUUCCUCUUUUAAGGGCGGAGGGAUAUCGAUUCACUGCUGAGCUACAGCCCGCGUCCUCGCAUCAACUUAUUGUUCUUUGCAUCUCCUGAACGCACGCACGUCGAUAUGGCAACAAGGCUCCAGUUUGAGAACUCGUGCGAAGUGGGUGUCUUCUCCAAGUUGACGAAUGCGUACUGUUUGGUUGCAAUUGGGGGAUCAGAGAACUUCUACAGUACGUUCGAGACUGAUUUGGCCGAUGUUAUCCCGGUUGUUAAGACGUCCAUUGCAGGCACUAGGAUCAUUGGGCGACUUUGUGCAGGAAACAAGAAUGGGCUACUUUUGCCGCACAAUACUACUGACCAAGAGCUUCAACACUUGAGAAAUAGUCUGCCAGAUCAAGUUGUCGUUCAACGUAUUGAAGAAAGGCUAUCUGCCCUGGGGAACGGCAUAGCAUGCAAUGAUCAUGUUGCCCUUACUCAUACUGAUCUUGACAAGGAAACCGAGGAGAUAAUUGCAGAUGUUCUUGGAGUGGAAGUCUUUAGGCAGACUAUUGCUGGCAACAUUCUUGUGGGUAGCUAUUGUGCCUUCUCCAACAGAGGUGGACUGGUUCAUCCACAUACAUCCAUUGAAGACUUGGACGAGCUCUCGACCCUCCUCCAGGUUCCUUUGGUCGCUGGAACUGUGAACCGAGGUAGUGAAGUAAUCGCAGCCGGUAUGACUGUGAAUGACUGGACAGCAUUUUGUGGCUCAGACACCACGGCUACCGAACUAUCUGUGAUCGAGAGCGUUUUCAAGUUGAGGGAAGCGCAACCCAGUGCCAUUGUGGAUGAGAUGAGGAAAUCCUUGAUCGACAGCUAUGUUUAGUCAUUUAUCCUAAUUUUAUAUGUUCGUCUGAAUUUGCAAUUUACAGUCUUUAUCAAGUUAUAGACUGCGAACUGAAUUUCAAGUUUGUUUGCUGUAAGAUCCCUCAAAUAUGAAAGUCGUUUUUGAGUAUAAAGUUGGGUGUCA